AGCAGGCUUGGAAGCUGAGCAGCAUCCCAUAUGAGGAAAGCUGCGGACUUGGGACUCAGCUAGUCAUUGUUUAACCAGGAAAGUCAGCAUGAACUUUGAGGUAUAAUCUGACAAGACGCUUUAGAAGGAGGAGGAAGAUGGACGGUGCCCGGAUCCACCCUCAAGACAUGGCUGCCCUGGCCCAGGAGCUGGGCACGGCUUUCUUCCAACGGCAGCAGCUUCCCGCCUCCAUGGCCGACACGUUUUUGGAACAUCUGUGCCUGCUGGAUAUCGACUCCGAGCCCAUCACCGCCCGGAGCACCAGUAUCGUCUGCACCAUUGGCCCAGCAUCGCAGAAGGUGGAGAUGCUGCGUGAGAUGAUCAAAGCCGGCAUGAAUAUCGCUCGGUUGAAUUUCUCACAUGGAUCGCACGAGUACCACGCAAAGUCCAUUGCGAAUAUCCGGGAAGCCACGCAGAGCUUUGCCACGAAUCCUCUCUUCUACCGGCCCGUGGCUAUCGCUUUGGACACCAAAGGCCCUGAAAUUCGGACAGGCUUGAUUAAAGGGGGCGAGAACAAAGAAGUCGAACUGGUCAAAGGAUCCCGCCUGAUUGUGACCACCGAUCCGGCCUUCCAGGAACAAUGUGACUCGCAGAAUAUUUGGGUGGAUUACGCCAACUUGCCGAAAGUUGUUAAUGUCGGUGGGAGGAUCUUUAUUGACGAUGGGCUGAUCUCCUUACUGGUCAAGGAACUCCGUCCUGACAGCUGUGUGGUCGAGGUGGAGAACGGAGGGAUGCUGUGUAGCCGGAAGGGAGUCAACUUGCCGGGGGCUAAAGUGGAUUUGCCAGCGUUGUCCCAGCGGGACAGACACGACCUGGAGUUCGGGGUGCAACAGGGGGUGGAUAUGAUCUUCGCUUCCUUUAUCCGCAAGGCUGAGGAUGUGAUUGGCAUCCGACAGGCGCUGGGAGAACGGGGCCGCCACAUCAAAAUCAUCAGCAAGGUCGAAAACCACGAGGGGGUCAAACGGUUUGACGAGAUCCUGGAAGCCAGUGAGGGCAUCAUGGUGGCUCGCGGGGAUCUGGGGAUUGAAAUCCCCGCCGAGAAGGUUUUCCUGGCUCAAAAGAUGAUGAUCGGUCGUUGCAACCGUGCGGGCAAACCGGUUAUCUGUGCCACACAGAUGCUGGAGAGCAUGGUCAAGAAACCCCGGCCCACGAGGGCCGAAAGCAGCGAUGUGGCCAACGCCGUUCUGGACGGAGCCGACUGCAUCAUGCUAUCCGGGGAGACAGCCAAGGGGGCUUACGUGGUGGAGGCUGUGCGGAUGCAGCAUGCGAUCGCCCGAGAGGCCGAAGCCGCCAUGUACCACCACCAACUCUUCCAGGAGUUACGGCGCCUGACGCCUCUGAGCCAAGACCCCACCGAGGUGACCGCCGUCGGUGCCGUGGAGGCCUCCUUCAAAUGUUGCGCAGCGGCCAUCGUGGUCCUCACCGCGACCGGCAGGUCUGCGCAGAUCCUCUCCCGCUACCGACCCCGGGCUCUCAUUAUCGCCGUGACCCACGACGAACAGGUGGCCCGCCAAGCUCACCUCAGCCGCGGUAUUUUCCCAGUGGUGUGGCACGGCGCUAAACAGGACUCCUGGGCGGAAGAUGUCGAUCGCCGGGUGCAGUUUGGGAUUGAGAUGGGCCGCGUGCGAGGUUUCCUCCGCUCGGAAGACGUGGUGAUCAUUGUCACCGGAUGGAGACCCGGGGCUGGUUUCACCAACAUCAUGAGGGUGCAACAGGUGCCGUGACACACCCCGUUGGACCACCUGCGCCACUUCCCUCCCCUCCCCUGUUGCUGAAGGCUGUGCUCUGCGUCCUCCUUGUCGGCUGGGAUUUGAAAAGAUUCGGCCUUUUGCUUAAAGAUGUCCAGGGGGAAAAACUGCCUUGUCGCUCGAUCUGUCGUCUCCCGGGCAAAAAUGUACCAGAGUGGCUUUUUGCAUUGAUGGUCUGGGGGGUAUAGCAGGGACCUCUGGCAGCUGCAGGGUUUUUAAAAUGAGUUUAGAAUUAUUUGCAAUAACUAGAAAUCAGAUCGUGGAUAACUAUGAUAACACCGGAGAGAAGAAUCACUCCUUCUUUCCUGCUAUUUUUCCGCCUUUCUUUUUUGUCCCCUUUUUCCUUCGUCCCCUUUCCUUUCCUUCUGUUCUUUUCUCAUUUUCCUUCCUUCUCCAAUUCUCUUUUCCUCCCUCCCUCCCUCCCUUUCUUCACCUCCCUCCCUUUCUUCUUUCCUUCCUCUCUUCCUUCACCUUCCUUCCACCCUUGCCUUCCUCCCCUCUCCUUCCCCCUUUCUCCCAUCUUUUUCCUUCCCUUUAUUCCUUCCUUCCUCCAUAAUCUAUCACUUUUCUUCCUUCCCUCUCUCCUCUGCUCUUUCCUUCCUUCCUUCCUUCCUCUCUUCCUUCAAGUUCC
Molecule: messenger RNA, 2418 nt
Organism: Ahaetulla prasina
Lineage: Eukaryota; Metazoa; Chordata; Lepidosauria; Squamata; Colubridae
Gene: PKLR
Product: pyruvate kinase L/R
Exons: 11
Coding region: 138-1763 (541 amino acids)
Biological process (GO): cellular response to insulin stimulus; glycolytic process
Cellular component (GO): cytoplasm
Molecular function (GO): potassium ion binding; magnesium ion binding; pyruvate kinase activity
Source: RefSeq, a predicted model, not a curated record